This is a messenger RNA of Peronospora farinosa, 1239 nucleotides long. Lineage: Eukaryota; Oomycota; Peronosporomycetes; Peronosporales; Peronosporaceae. The record is from the annotation of a GenBank genome assembly.
AUGACGCCGCACCGAGAAGACUUGUUCGACUACAAAAACCUAGUGACAAGCAUUGAGGUGACCAUCGCGGAUGGAAAGAAGAUCCGUGUGGUAGGAACCGGAUCGGUGCGUUUAACGGGCAUUGACGGCAAGCGCAUUCGGAUGUUAGAUGUUCUCCACAUCCCUGGCCUGGAUCGACGACUACUAUCGGUCGGCAAGCUUGCAGAACGCGGACUCAAUGUUGAGUUCGAGCGCACAUCAUGUAUCAUUUGGAACAAAAAGCAAGCCACCGCCUCGGGGAAAAAGGUCGGCAAGGCCUACAUACUAGAAUGUCAGCAGGAAACGGCGCAUUACGUGGAAUAUUCGGACGUCGAUAGCAAUUAUGAUCUUUGGCACGCUCGUAUGGGUCACUUGAAUAAGGACGCGCUGGAAAAGACGCAGCGUGUGACGACUGGUAUUUCAAUUACCAAUUUCAAGACGAAGGCGCUAUGCAGUGGAUGCUUGAAAGGCAAGCAAAUGGUGACACAAUUCCCAUCUCAUUCACAGACGAAGACGUCUCGUGUUCUGGAACUUGUGCACACGGACGUAAUGGGACCGAUGAAGACGAGAUCAAAAGGUGGCGCAAAGUAUGUGCUUACCUUCGUUGACGACUACUCAAACCCUCAACAAAAUGGAGUGGCUGAGCGGAUGAACCGAAAGAUUAUGGAGAAGGCACGGAGCAUGAUGCACUACAAGGGUGUUUCUACUUCCUGGUGGGCAGAGGCAAUUAGCACGGCAGUGUACUUAAUUAACCGGACAACAAAUAGCACACACACUGACGCGACUCCAUACGAGAUUGGAUUUAAGAUGAAGCCUCGACUAGACCACUUGCGAGUGUUUGGAUCAAUUGGUUAUGCUCAUGUCGACGACGCUAAGCGCACCAAGCGCACCAAGCUCGAGCCAAAAAGCUUCAAGUGUUUGUUUCUUGGCUAUGGGGUCAAUACGAAGGGCUAUCGCGUCUAUAAUCUGGAUCUAAAUAAAGUCAAGAUAUCAAGAUCAGUGAAGCUCGACGAACGCGAAGUGAAUGGAAUUUAUAGCACGUCGACGAUGACAGAAAAUACUGAAGUCAUCAACGUGAUAAAGGACAUCGAAGAAGUGGCUCAGCCGGAAAAUGAGAAGGAACAUCCUGUGGAGGAUGAACCAAUGGAAUCGACAGCGGACCCAUUUGAAGUCGUUGAGAUGCAAGAAGAUGAACAUGAGCCUAUAUCAUCAGGAAGAUAA